Molecule: messenger RNA, 2410 nt
Organism: Theobroma cacao (cacao)
Lineage: Eukaryota; Viridiplantae; Streptophyta; Magnoliopsida; Malvales; Malvaceae
Gene: PTL
Product: Duplicated homeodomain-like superfamily protein
Source: RefSeq, a predicted model, not a curated record
UCUCUCUCUUGAAGCCUUUAUCUUUCACUCUUUUCGUAGCUUCUCUUCUCUUCUCUUCCUUUCUAUUGUUUUUCAUAAAAUCGAAAUGGAAAUGGAGGAUCAUCAUCACCAUCAAUACGCUAUGGCUGAUCUUAGGCAACUUAUGAAUGGAAGGCCUACCCAUUUCCAAGGAAUCCCACAGGCUCCCGAGUUAUUCUCCUCCGGCCACCGGAAUCUGCCGCCACCGCAACCUCAUCAUCACCAACACCACCCUCACACCUUUGAGAUGAUGCAAAUGGUUGGCAGACAAGUUGGUCACGAGUUGAUGCCUCGUGGUCUUCAUCACGACUUCCCUGCUGAUUCUACUGCUAAUAAUGCUACUCCCACGGCUGCUGCAGUUGCGGUCACUAGUGCUUCUACUCCUAGUGCCAGUUGCGGAUUUGAUGGUGAAGCUACUGCUUUUGGAGGUGAUGGAGGAACUGGGAGAUGGCCGAGACAAGAGACUUUAACGCUUCUAGAGAUCAGAUCUCGUCUUGAUCCCAAGUUCAAAGAAGCUAAUCAAAAGGGUCCUUUGUGGGAUGAAGUAUCCAGGAUCAUGUCUGAGGAACAUGGGUACCAAAGGAGUGGGAAAAAAUGCAGGGAGAAAUUUGAAAACUUGUACAAGUAUUACAAGAAGACUAAGGAAGGGAAGGCCGGGAGACAGGAUGGUAAGCACUAUAGAUUCUUUCGCCAACUUGAGGCGCUAUAUGGAGAGACCAGCAAUUCAGUUUCAGGCCCAGAAACUCAACUAAUUGGGAACAAUUUUCGGUUUCAUGGUACUCCCAACAGCAAUACUCAAGCAAAUCAAGAUGUCUAUCACUCUCAAAAGCUCUGUGAUAGUCUUAGCCUCUCUAAUUCCUCCGAUUUCGACACUUCUUCCUCGGAUGACAAUGAUUUAAGCACUGCAGGGCCAAUGGAGAAUGACUCGUCAGAGAAGCGGAAAAAGAAAAGGGGUAGUAGGAGCUGGAAGGCAAAGAUAAAAGAGUUCAUCGACUCUCAAAUGAGGAAGCUAAUGGAAAGGCAAGAGGCGUGGCUAGAGAAAUUGACAAAGACUCUUGAGCAAAAGGAGCAAGAGAGGGUUUUAAGGGAGGAAGAAUGGAGGAAAGAAGAAGCAGCCAGGAUAGAUAGAGAGCACAAGUUUUGGGCUAAAGAGAGAGCUUGGAUUGAAGCUCGUGAUGCUGCUUUAAUGGAGGCCUUGCAGAACCUGACAGGAAAACAAUUGAAGGUCACAUCACCUGAGGAGCUAAUGGCAACUGAAAUGCAAAACCACAGUGAAAACCAGAAUGAGAAUGGAAGUGAAACUAUAAACAACACUGUAAAGGCAGAUGGCUGGCAAGAAUCAGAGAUUUCUAGGCUAAUACAGCUGAGAACCAGCAUGGAAUCGAGGUUCCAUCAAGGAGCGUGUUCAGAAGAGAUUUUGUGGGAGGAAAUAGCUGCUAAGAUGGCUUGUUUAGGCUUUGAUAGGAGUGCUUUAAUGUGCAAAGAAAAAUGGAAUAGCAUUAGUGCUUACCUAAUGAAGACCAAGGAGAGUAACAAAAAACGCAAGGAGAACUCGAGAGGCUGUGGUUAUUAUCAGAACAAUGAGGCCCUCUACAGUCAAGGAAGAGCAUAUUGUGAAAUUAAUGAGCAAGGAUCUGAGACAGUGAGACUCCAAGCAAAUGACGGCUCUUCCCCUUCUAACUCUAACGUUGGCAAUGCUGUAAAUGAUAGUUGCUUUCGCUUCUUGAUGGCUGAUGGAGAGAACCUGUGGGAGAACUAUGGUUUAAAGCUCAGCAAAGGAGAAAACCAGUAAGUUGAAAAAAAAAAAAGAAAACAUGACAGAUCAUCUCACAAUUAUUCUAGCUAAUCCCACAUGAAAUAUAUGCAAUGGGUGGGAGAGGAGGGAACUGCUGACUCGGUAAGAGGUAAGAGAUAAUUGACAAAUGUCCUGUAUUGAAGAGGGGAUUUACAAUGUAUAAGCAAGGAGCUGACUGAUGAGAAUUUAUGUAUAGCAAAUGGUGUUUCAUGGGGUCUUAGCAAGUGCAUAUUUUAAGAUUAAUGACAAUAAUGGGUUUAAUAUCUUGCUGGGGGGGAGAGAAAAAAAGGCAUAAAUAUUGCUCUAAGACGCUGAGUUUUCAUCUUAACAUUUCUGAAAUCUUUCCUGCUAUGCGUGGAAAUUUGAUUAUUUAUGUUUGUUCUUCAUCAGUUUCUUUCUUUCCAUCUUUACCGAUCAUUUGUUGUUUAGUAAUCUGGUGAAAUUUUUUCUGUCUUCAUAUGCAAGUAUUUGCAUGAGUACGCGUGCCCCCACGUGUGCAGAAAAGUUUGUGUACAAUUUCCUGUAGUACGGUACAUAGGUUAAGGUAACAGUGAUGUAGAGGAGAUUAUAAACCAGAAACAAAUCUUUCAGCUUGUA